Neurospora tetrasperma FGSC 2508 is the source of this 357-nucleotide messenger RNA. RefSeq lists its product as uncharacterized. The record is from RefSeq and is a predicted model, not a curated record. Bases 1 to 357 code for a protein of 118 amino acids. Lineage: Eukaryota; Fungi; Ascomycota; Sordariomycetes; Sordariales; Sordariaceae. The transcript has 5 exons.
AUGCUGGCUUGGGUUAUUAUCUUGAAGAUUACGCUGAGCGGUUACUUCUUAGGCAUUGUGGAGAAUAUCCCUGGAAGGUCUAGAUCAGCCCAGCUCGUUCCUGUCUCGGAUCAAGGCUCGUGUGAUACUGGCGAACCGGUGCCGCAACGGCAAGGCUGGGGUACGUAUGGGGAAUCUUCAUGGGUUAGACACUGUCUAGUCGAUGAGGUAUUCGACAAAACAAAGAGCCUCUGGCAUCUUGAUCAGAGGAGUGAGGACAAGCACUUUACGUGUCUGGUGCUCAGUGAAAAGUCUUUUAGUCCGAGACCAUCCACGAGGCUGCCUCCACUGAUUUAUCACGAAGCGGGUGAAGCAUGA